Caenorhabditis angaria is the source of this 1474-nucleotide messenger RNA. NCBI's taxonomy places the organism in Eukaryota, Metazoa, Nematoda, Chromadorea, Rhabditida, Rhabditidae. The record is from the annotation of a GenBank genome assembly.
AUGGCUAAACCAGUUCCUCCAAAAGAAGUGAGUUUUUUUUUUUAAUUUAAUAGUUUAAUAUAUUUAUUCAAAACUUAAAAAUUUCAGGGUAAACCAUUGUGUAAUGUUGAGCACGUUGAAUUUCAAUCAAGAGCUGAUGAUAUUAAAGCAGGGCUUAUCGACACAUUUUUGAAUUUACAACGCAUUGACACAAAUCUGUACAUGUAAGCCUUAUCAAUUUUUCAAGUGCAAAAAAUUCUAGAUAACACGUUUUCUUUGUUUCUUAUAGUGCACGUCAUUUACUCAAAGGCCGACAUUCUUAUAAUGCGGUGUAUGGAGGACAAGUGAGUCAUAAAAUAUGAAAAAAAAAUUGAGGGGUUUGCUUUUUAGGUUGUUGGGCAAUGUUUAGCUGCAGCGGCUGCAACUGUUGAUGACACUUUUAUACCACAUUCAUUGCAUAGUUACUUUAUCAAAACUGGUAAGAACUUUGAAUUUUUUAAUUGAAAAAGAAUUAUCUUUAUUGCGAAAAUUUUAGUCCAGCUUUAUUUGUUUUAUCUAAAAAUCUAAAUCUUUUUGUUUCUAGGAAGCGUUGACAAACCAAUUCUCUACAUGAUUGAUCGAAUUCGAGAUGGCCGAAGUUUUUGUACUCGAGUCGUGAAAGCUGUUCAAGAUGGUGAAGCCAUUUUUUCAUGUCAAAUCAGUUUUCAUCAAAAAGAGCCAGAUGCAAUUGCACAUUCGGCAAAAAUGCCAGUAGUUCCACAACCUGAAGAGCUUUUAGUAUGUUUACUUUAUAGGAACUAAAGAUUGAAAAAGUCAUCGUAUUUUUAGCCAGCGCGUGAUGCAGCUUUGCAAUUAUUAGAGAAAGAUGGUGUUGAUUCAAUUUCUGCUGAAGUGAUCAAACGAGCUUUGAAAGAGAUACCAGAUGCAUUUGAAAGAGUUUUUGAUGUUCGUCCUGCAUAUCCAGAUAAAUAUUUGUUGAAAGAGGAGUGUGAACCAUAUUCAGUUAUUUGGAUUCGUGCUCGAGAAGAUCUCGGUGAGCAAAAAUCAUUUUUUUUUGAAAUAUUAUAGCAUAAGAUCGUUUCCUUGUUGAUGUGACCUCAAUCGACCUUUCACAUAAAAAAAAAACAAAAAAAAAACAAAAGUGUUUUGCAGGCGAUGAUCAUCGACUUCAUCAAUGUGUUGCUGCUUAUUUGACUGAUCUUAGUAUGUUGAACACAGCUGUCAGACCACAUGUUCGAGAAGGUUUUAUUCCUUCAAUGUCAUUUUCACUCGAUCAUUGUGUCUGGAUUCAUGAGAAUACAUUUAGAACUGAUGAAUGGAUGUUGUAUGAAACAAAAAGUAGUAAAGCAGGUCAAUAUUAAUUAAAGUUUCAUGUGUAAAUGUUCAUAAUUUAGGUGGAAGUCGUGCAUUCAUUGAAGGAAGAUUAUGGACAAAAGAUGGACGAUUGGUGAUUUCUACAGCACAAGAAGCACUUGUUCGAGCUCCAAAGUAUUAG